Cyclospora cayetanensis is the source of this 3435-nucleotide messenger RNA. RefSeq lists its product as uncharacterized. The record is from RefSeq and is a predicted model, not a curated record. Gene Ontology annotation, cellular component: nucleolus; nuclear exosome (RNase complex). The coding region runs from base 1 to 3435 and encodes 1144 amino acids. Gene Ontology annotation, biological process: poly(A)-dependent snoRNA 3'-end processing; TRAMP-dependent tRNA surveillance pathway; histone mRNA catabolic process. Gene Ontology annotation, molecular function: nucleotide binding; 3'-5'-RNA exonuclease activity; nucleic acid binding. Lineage: Eukaryota; Apicomplexa; Conoidasida; Eucoccidiorida; Eimeriidae. The transcript is spliced from 11 exons.
AUGAACUUCUGCCUCUCCACGGUAGACACGUAUUUGCAGCAGCAGCGAGGGGCCCCUGGCAGCGCUUCUGAUGAGAAGCCGACCUCAGAGGGCUCCUCCUCCGCCGCUCUUGGGGUGGCAGCUGGGCCCCCCUCUUCCCCCCCCUUGGCCUCCGCGGACGGCUGUUCGACCUCUGCAACGAGCUCGAACAGCCUGAAAUCCUUGCUGCAGCUCAUUGCUGGAGUCGCCGCAGCAGCGCAAAAGAUCCCCGUUGGCGACGACUACACCAUACAGACCGGCAGCAACAGCAACGCGCGUAGAGCCGCCGAAGCCGCAGCAGCAGAUACUCUGAGGGCGUUGAUCGACGUAUCCAGUGGCUGCGCGGGCGGAGCUCUUUCUUUGGCACCUCUCAGGAGAGCAGAGGCCCUCUACCGCGAUCUCGCUGAUCCAAGCGCCUCCAUCAGCUGCAGCAACAACUUGACCAGCACCAGCAACAGCACCAGCAACAGCGCCAGCAACAGCGGAUUCCUACAAAAGGACGGGCAACAGAUUCAUGAAGGCAUUGGCUCCGGAGUGCAAGCGUUGCUCGAUGAUCUGCUCGAGGCUGUGGAUGCCUCCUUAGAGGCACACCGGCAGAACCCUCAACAGAAGAUACGCAUGCGGCUCGCGCCCUCUGGGCAGCCCCCCUCUCAGCAGCAGGAGCAACAGGAUACUCUGCAACAGCAGAGGCGGCAAAAGCAGAAGCGCAUUACAUCAGGUACCAGCCCCUUGGUGCAGCAGCUAAAAGGCAGCGAUGGAAGUCGCGAAUCGUUGCUCACACAACUGGAGGGCCGACCCCAAAGCCAGUGGGCCUUCCUGAUCGACAACUACAGCAAACUAUUUGUUCCUCGAAUGCAGCAAAAGCCUCACGGAAGAUACCCUCUGUCUGAGGCGACUCUGACCGCGCAGAGGCGAAGGGCUCUGUGGAUCGAAAGACGGAAGGAUAUCAUGGAGGACGCGCUUGCCGCUGCCGCUGCCGAAUUUUCACCAGGCCGAACGCAGAAGGAGCAGCAGCAGCAGCUGCUGCUGCUGAAGCAGCGCGAUCAAGCGCUCCUUCGCCUGCAGCAGGAAGAAGAGGCUGAACGCGAAGCAGAGAGCACUGAACCGCUACCCCAUCCGUACGAAGGAGAAUUAAAGGACCUGGAGUGGCUGUUAGACAACGACCUGUUGCAGCAGGGUGUCUACGCAGACUUCUUCUCCAUGAAGGAACCCCCUGUCGCUCCCCCCACAGAGGAGACGCCCUUGGUGAUUGUGGAAACUCCGCGGCAACUCCGAGAAAUGCUCGACGAGCUUUGCAGCGGUCGGCACCGCGUUGUCGCUCUGGAUACCGAGCAUCACUCCUACGAGAGCUACAAAGGCUUCGUUUGCCUGUUGCAGCUCUCCACGUGCACCAGCGCGGGGGCCCCUAAGGACUUCCUCGUCGAUCCGUUUUCCCUCUUUUACGAGCUCACGCAGCUCAACAGACUCACAGCAGAUCCCAAAAUCCUAAAGGUCAUGCACGGUGCAACAAGCGACGUCCUCUGGCUUCAGAGAGACUUCUCCGUAUACUUCGUGAACGUCUUCGAUACAGCGGUGGCUGCUCGGACUCUCACUAUCCCCGGUGGGGCCUCCCUAGCAAAUCUCCUCAGCUUUUACCUCAAGAAGCGCAAAGACACCAAAAUGCAACUAGCGGACUGGAGAAUCAGGCCACUUAGCGACGAAAUGAAAAAUUACGGACGCUCCGACACGCACUACCUUCCAUAUCUUUACCAGUGCAUGCAGAAUCAGCUCCUAUCAAGGGAUGACGAGACAGGAAUUUACACUUUGCGGUGCACCACACCCCACGACCUAGGCACCCCCACGGCUUCUGGUCGGGCUGCGGUGCUGGGUGUGCUGCAACGGAGCCGCAACAUCUGCCUUUCUUUAUACACGGAGGGGCCAUUCGAUGCGGAGGCGGAGGCUGCCCAGAUGCUUAGGAGGAACAACACAGCCCUUGCUCCCCUCUCCGUCGCAGUUCUUAAGGGACUCCUCGCCUGGAGAGAUAGUGUCGCCAGAAAGAGAGAUGUCAGUCCCCACGCGGUCCUCCCCAACGCUUGCGUCUUGCUGCUUGCACAACGCAGGCCCCUGGAGCAUGUGCAUCUGCGUCACGCCAUCCGCCCCACACCGGCUGCGAUUCACCGCUACGGUCCUGAAAUUCUGAAGGCUAUUCAGUCGCAAGAGACUCUGCAGCCGAUAAAGCAGCAGCGAUCACAGGAAGAGGAUCAGGCGGGAGAAGACGACGCCGCUGAACUGCUACCGUCCGCCGAGGUGCUCAGAGGGGCUGCCGCUGACCAGGAAGGUCUGCUCGACGCUGAAACAGUGCCUGCUUCUGCGCCUUCCUUACAAGACACCCUAGUGGGGGAUAAGGACUCUCAGCGUUUUUUCAAGGGCUUGGAAGACGUCAGCAACGGCAGCAGCAACGAGAGCAACACCCCCGGAAGCUCCAGUGACAAGGCCUGCCAGCCGCAGCAGCUGCCUGUGCGCGUUGGAGGAUUCUUCUCCGGAGGGGCGGAGGCUCUCAAGUCUCCCGUGGUCAUUCGCAUUUCUUCAGCCGUACUGUCUCACCGAAUGCAAGACGUGGAGUUCAGGAAGCGAGUUUCCUGCUCUCCGUAUCUUGGUCUGCCUGCGACGUCUAUGGUAGCGUCGCUCUUCUGCGCGCUUACGGGCAUGCCCCACAAAUUUCGCUUGCCAUGGCUUUCGGGGCUUUUGGGUGUGUCUUCAGUCGCAGUAGGUGCUGCUGCAUCUCCCUCGUUCGCGGACGUAAGUCGAUUUGCCUCGGCAAACGCAACAGCAGCAGGAGGAGCAGCGAGGGCAGCACAGCUACGAGGCCGUCUCAGCUCAAAGUGCUCAGUCCUGUCGGUGUUACUUCUGUGGCUUUCUCAGGCGUACAUCCCCACCCGCAUGGCCCGGCAAGUGGCGCGUUGGGUGUACAGUCAACUGCAGCAAAUGGAGAGGGACCAACUGCUGCACUCUCGCAGCAAAAGAAGAAGAGAUGAGCUCCUGCAAGCUCCGGCGGAGCAGCCUCAGACGGGCAGAACCACUAGCUCCGAAUUCUUGCUGCUCCCCGCUUACCCCCCUCCUCCUCCUCCACCGGAAGCAGUACCAACAGCUGCUGCUGCUGCAGUCGCGUCAGGUCUGACCAGUGUCGAUGCCGCGACCACCUCAGUAGCAACAGCAGCAGGACCAGUAGACUCAGCAGUGCGGCCCACGAAUGGGGAGAAGGAGACACCAAACGACACCGAGGGAAAGUGUCCUCUAUCCGGAGGGCCAGAUUUGGCCUUAGGCCUUGUCACAAUAGCCCAGCAAAAAUGGAAGCGGCGUAAGAGGCAACGCACGCGCACAGCAACUGCUGCAGCGGCGCCAGCUGUACUAGCGCAAAACCCCACUCCUGGUUUCUAA